ACCGCCGCUGUUUAUAAUUAUCCUUGCUUUAGUAAACAUUUAAUCGCUUUCGGAGAGUUGUUAAAGUAAAAUAUAAUUUUUUGCUAUUUUUAUUUAACAAAUAUUUCAAUAGAUUGCAAUGUUUUAUCACAUUUCACUUGAGCACGAGAUUCUCUUGCAUCCGCGUUAUUUUGGUCCGCAGUUGCUGGAGACUGUAAAGCAGAAAUUGUACACAGAAGUAGAAGGUACCUGCACGGGAAAAUACGGGUUUGUGAUAGCAGUGACUACAAUCGAUCAGAUUGGCUCUGGUGUAAUACAGCCAGGCCAGGGAUUUGUGGUGUAUCCAGUGAAAUAUAAAGCGAUUGUUUUUCGGCCGUUCAAGGGCGAAGUAUUGGAUGCCGUCGUAAAGCAAAUUAACAAAGUUGGCAUGUUUGCGGAAAUUGGGCCACUCUCGUGUUUUAUAUCACAUCACUCCAUACCAGCUGAUAUGCAGUUCUGUCCAAAUGGUAAUCCACCAUGCUACAAAUCGAAAGAUGAAGAUGUGGUGAUUUCUGGAGAAGAUAAGAUACGUUUAAAGAUCGUCGGUACACGUGUAGACGCUACUGGUAUUUUCGCCAUCGGCACACUUAUGGACGAUUACUUGGGUUUAGUGUGCAGUUAGGUGUACUUGCUUGGAUUCUACCUGAAAAAUUGGACGAUUCUCUUUAUAAAUAUGCGCAUAGACUAAGUUAGAUUAUAUAUAAUAUUUGUACAUAUGUGUAUGAACAAAAUACAUUCAACACCGGUUGAAUUCAAACACAAAAAAUGCUCUUCAAAUGUAUCAUAUUUAU
Molecule: messenger RNA, 809 nt
Organism: Anastrepha obliqua
Lineage: Eukaryota; Metazoa; Arthropoda; Insecta; Diptera; Tephritidae
Gene: Rpb7
Product: DNA-directed RNA polymerase II subunit RPB7
Exons: 5
Coding region: 119-640 (173 amino acids)
Biological process (GO): positive regulation of translational initiation; transcription initiation at RNA polymerase II promoter; positive regulation of nuclear-transcribed mRNA poly(A) tail shortening
Cellular component (GO): P-body; RNA polymerase II, core complex
Molecular function (GO): translation initiation factor binding; single-stranded RNA binding; single-stranded DNA binding
Source: RefSeq, a predicted model, not a curated record